Molecule: messenger RNA, 1288 nt
Organism: Nymphaea colorata (pocket water lily)
Lineage: Eukaryota; Viridiplantae; Streptophyta; Magnoliopsida; Nymphaeales; Nymphaeaceae
Product: transcription factor RAX2-like
Exons: 3
Coding region: 188-1201 (337 amino acids)
Source: RefSeq, a predicted model, not a curated record
GUCUCCUUGCAGCCCACACUAUUUAAAAUUUUCAUGUGUUGGAUUUGGCUGUCUCUUCUUAGCUUUUGCCUUUGCUAUAAACUUCCAAGUUCCAACACCAUCUUCUCUCUCUCGCUCAUGAUCUCUUUGUUUCUUCUUCCUCCUACUCCUUACCAAAUAUCAAUUGUACUUUUAUGCACAAAGAGCCAUGGGAAGAGCUCCCUGUUGUGACAAAGCUAACGUCAAGAAAGGACCAUGGUCGCCUGAGGAGGAUAAGAUGUUACGAGAGUUCAUCCAAAAGCAUGGUACAGGAGGAAACUGGAUUGCGUUGCCCCAGAAGAUAGGGCUCAAGAGAUGUGGCAAGAGUUGCAGACUGAGAUGGCUGAAUUAUCUCAGACCCAAUAUCAGGCAUGGUGGUUUCUCUGAGGAGGAAGACAACAUCAUUUGUAGACUUUAUACAAGUAUUGGAAGCAGGUGGUGGUCUAUAAUUGCGUCCCAAUUGCCUGGAAGAACCGAUAAUGACAUCAAAAAUUACUGGAACACCAAGCUAAAGAAAAAGCUGCUGGGGAAAAGAAAGGAACAACUACAGGCCUUAAAUUUGCCAUCUACCAAUCACCGAAUGAGUUUGGAAGAUGGCCCAUACUUUGCACGUCCUAGCAUAAACGAACAGCAGAACACUUUGUGGUCUCAACUAGCAUCCUUUCCACACCAAUCAUCCAUUGCACAUCAAGGCCAAGAUCCAACUCUGGACAAUCAAUACUCGUUCAGGUCAUUAUUGAACAUGGUAGUGCCAAAUGGCUCAGAUAUUGAUGAAUUUGAUAAGGGCAGAGUCCCAGUAGGACAUCUCUACUCAUCUUGCUCCACGGCGAAUAACAGUACCAGCUCCAAUGACCAAAGUAGCUUGAACAGUGAUUUUUCUUUUAUUCAAACCGCCGGCUCUUGCAAUGAUGUAGACCAUGAAUCGCUAAUGAUGAACCAAUAUCAAAUGGAGAGAACCAUGUGCAAGAUUUUCAGUGAUGCAGCAUCUGCUGGUAUUCCUGUUGAACCAAGUGACCGCACACAAGCAUUUGAGGGAAUUAUGGACACUUUUUAUGGACUAGAAAACACUAACUGGUCCAGCAUCAAUUCAUCUAUUUGCUGCACAUCUGAUAGUCCUCUUCUACCUCAACAGCACCCUUUGGUGCCAAAUUCCACCUUGGAACCUAACCGCAGUGUGUUAUAGAUUUAGGGUAUGUUGAUUGACACUAUCAUUAAUGUACAUCAGUGUUGUAAAUUUUAUAGUGGAGGAUGGAAGCCUUGGAAAACCAGA